AUGACAUCCCAAUUCCCUGGGCUAGAAUCACCACAGCCAAAGAUGGGAUUGGAGCCCAAGAAAAAGGCUGGGUCGUCCAAAGCCGCAGGGUCUCGGGAGGGACCUAAAGUAUGGAAUACAAAGAACCUAGGCCUGAGAUUGGCCUCCGAUUGUGUUUCCGGGGUUUUUGCAGCUUCAUUAGUUGCGCCCCUGAUCGCAAUAAUUGACCAGGGGAUAAUGCAAAACGCCUCCGGCCAAUCGACUCUCAAAGAGUCGGUAAAGACUUCCCUUACCUCUCUGGUCCUCCGGCCACAUACCAUCCUCUUCUCAAAACCCUUCGCCCUCAUCUGCAUGGUUUACGGCGGGACCUUCGUAACGGCCAACACUCUCGACACCAUCACGUCGACUGUAAAGAACAAACCAUACACACACGUCACCGCCGACACAAUGAAAUUUGCGGCCUCUUCAACUGCCAAUAUCGGGCUCACUCUGAUUAAAGACCAAGCGUUUGUGCGACUCUUUGGCUCUGGGGGACCCCCACGGCCGGUGUCGCUACCAUCAUACGCGCUUUUCACAAUUCGAGAUUGUCUUACCAUAUUCGCAUCCUUCAACGUCCCGCCAUUACUCGGGCCGGUAAUUAGCAGGAACAUGAGUACCGAGUUAGAGAAGCGGAUGAGCGGGCAGACCGUUGCCCAAUUUGUUGCUCCGGCCGCGGUGCAGAUUGUCAGCACGCCUAUGCAUCUCCUAGGCUUAGAUUUGUACAAUAGAGGGUGCAGUGGGAUUACCUGGGCCGAUAGAUGGGCCAUUGUGAAGAAGAAUUGGGCGGUUAGCUCCGCAGCUCGAAUUUGCAGGAUUGUUCCUGCUUUUGGAUUUGGGGGUGUGGUGAAUGCAAAGGUAAGGUAUGGCCUGCUUUCUAGAUUGGAUUAA
Messenger RNA from Venustampulla echinocandica, 906 nucleotides. RefSeq lists its product as uncharacterized. NCBI's taxonomy places the organism in Eukaryota, Fungi, Ascomycota, Leotiomycetes, Helotiales, Pleuroascaceae. The coding region runs from base 1 to 906 and encodes 301 amino acids. Gene Ontology annotation, cellular component: mitochondrion. The transcript has 2 exons. The record is from RefSeq and is a predicted model, not a curated record.